Molecule: messenger RNA, 219 nt
Organism: Striga hermonthica
Lineage: Eukaryota; Viridiplantae; Streptophyta; Magnoliopsida; Lamiales; Orobanchaceae
Source: the annotation of a GenBank genome assembly
AUGGGCACGGAGUUCGGCGUCCUGUUAGCGGCGGCAUUGGAAGACGACGGAGGCGACGAGGAGGAUGGCGGUGAAGAGGACGUGCGGGAGGCAUUUAGGGUUUUCUAUCGGAGGGGCGGGUUCAUCACGGCGGAUGAGUUGAGGGUUUUCUACCGGAGGGGCGGGUUCAUCACGACGGAUGAGUUGAGGUCGGUGCUGGCGGGCCUGGGGCUGAAUUAG